AAGGCGUCAGAGAAAAAGUUAAGGUCGCAGCAGACAACAGUCCUAUAUCUGUAGAGUCCGGGGACUGGUGAAGAAUCUUCCUUUUUAGUUAAAAAAAACAGAACAACAAAACUCCAUAUUACAGUAAAGUGAUCAGGGGAAUAUGAGAAGUUCCAUGAGAAUACGAGGUCGUAAUUAUCGCUGUUGAAAAGGCUGGAUUCUUAAAAAUGAAUCAAAAGUUAAAGAGUCUGCAGAAGUUCGCGGUGCUUCUCUUCAUAUCUCUGUCCAUAGACGUUCAGCAGUCCGAGUCGGCGGUAUGUCAUGGUUGUGGGACUGGAUCAAAGUGUGACUGCACUGGAGUGAAAGGAGCGAGGGGUGAUAGAGGUUUCCCAGGUCAAUCAGGUCAUCCAGGUUUACCAGGAUUUCCUGGACCAGAAGGGCCAAUUGGAUCUCGUGGAGAGAAGGGUGACGAUGGACCUCCAGGACCAUCUGGACCUAAAGGAAUAAGAGGACCUCCUGGACUUCCGGGAUUUGCAGGGACACCAGGAGUUCCAGGUAUUCCAGGAUUGGAUGGGCCUCCUGGUCCAAAAGGAAUCGCAGGCUGUAAUGGAACAAAGGGUGACAGAGGAUUACCAGGAAGUCCAGGUUUCCCUGGUAUAGACGGUGCACCAGGACUACGUGGUGAGAGUGGACAGAAGGGAGAACCUGGUGAGGUCAUCAUUUCAGAAACACUGGGAACAUCAGGAGGCCCAGGAAUCUCGGGUCUGCCAGGACCUAAAGGAGAGCCAGGCCGGCCCGGGUUGCAAGGUCCUAGCGGUCCUCAGGGUCCAAGAGGUUACGAAGGGCCUCCAGGUCCUCCUGGUCUUCAAGGGCCAAAGGGAAAUAUGGGUCUGAACUUCCAAGGGCCAAAAGGAGAGAAGGGUGAAACUGGCUUACAGGGGCCUCCUGGGCCUCCAGGGCAAGUCGACCAGUUAAUAGGUGAAACAGAUGGAGUGAUUCUUCGAGGAGAGAAGGGUGACCGUGGACCACCUGGACCAACUGGAUAUCCCGGUUCUCCUGGACCACCUGGCCCAUAUGGAGGCCCAAAGGGAGAUAAGGGAGAGCCAGGAGAUUCUGGAAAGAGGGGUAAACCUGGUAAAGAUGGGGAUCCGGGGCCUCCUGGACUUCAGGGGGUACCAGGAGACCCUGGUGUACCUGGACUUCCAGGAGGAAUUGGAGAAAGAGGGGACAAAGGUGAGCGAGGAUUACCUGGACCUCCAGGCGUGGUGUUACCCUCAUCCCUGAACCAAGUAGGACCUAAAGGAGAUCCUGGGCUUACAGGAAACCCUGGAAGGAAAGGAGAGCCGGGGAUAUCUGGGGUCCCAGGACCACCAGGUCAGCCAGGUCGUCCAGGAAUUGGAAUACAAGGCCCACCUGGCCCCCCUGGUUAUCCAGGAGAAAGAGGACAAAAGGGUGAUCAAGGAUCUCCGGGAGCUUCUCUUCCAGGUUCUCCUGGCAGACCUGGACCGCAAGGUUUUCAAGGACUUCCAGGACCUCCAGGACCUCCAGGAAUAUCCACUGGUAGUGAAAACUGUCUCCCAGGACCUACUGGUCUUCCAGGCCUGAAUGGGGACCCUGGUUACCCAGGGGAGACAGGCCAGAAAGGUGAAAAGGGGAUUCCAUGUGUGAAUUGUUUCUCAAGUGGCAACCUCAUUCCUGGACCGCAGGGCCCACCUGGACCUCCAGGACCCCCAGGCAAUCCUGGAUUCCCUGGUUAUAAAGGAGACAGGGGAUCCCCAGGCAGCCCUGGUUUCAUGGGCCCACCAGGUGUACCAGGAGCGAAAGGUUUAUCUGGAGCACCAGGAGAGAAGGGUGACCCUGGUGAAGCAGUUUCAUUUGAUGGUAUGAAGGGAGAUAAGGGAGACACAGGAUUCCCUGGCCCUCCAGGUCUGCCUGGGCGGGAUGGAGCACCUGGUCGAGAUGGAUCUCCUGGAUUGCCUGGUCCCAAGGGUGCACCUGGUUCCUUAUUGCUUAAAGGUGAACGUGGCCCGGCUGGAGAGCCUGGCCCUUCAGGUUCUCCUGGAGACAGGGGGCUUCCUGGUCCCCCUGGAUUUGGCCCACAGGGACCUCCUGGAGAGAAAGGUUUCCAGGGCGUGUCAGGAAGGCAAGGACCUCCUGGACCUCCAGGUCAGAAAGGUGAAUCAGGUCUGACCCUCUCUCAGAAAGGAGAACCUGGACCUAGAGGAACUGAUGGAGAACCAGGUCUACCAGGAAAUCCAGGUGACCCUGGCCAACCUGGCUCCCCUGGUUUUCCAGGAUUAUCUGGCCAAAAAGGAGAACCUGGUCUCCCGGGUAUAGGUUUUCCAGGCCCACCAGGUCCUAAAGGAUUCCCAGGUAUUGCUGGAAGUCCAGGCAGCCCUGGCAGACCUGGACCUCCAGGUGUGGAUGGACAACCUGGUGUACCAGGACCGCGUGGACCUAAGGGCGAACCUGGUUUUGGUAUUCCUGGACCCCCUGGGCCCCCUGGUUUGACUGGCAGUAAGGGUUUUCCGGGGGCUAAAGGUGAUGCCGGAUUCCCUGGAAAUCCAGGUGCACCUGGCCGACCUGGUAUAGACGGUCGUCCAGGCCCUAAAGGUGAUUUUGGCCCUCCUGGUUCUCUGGGUGCACCUGGCCCUCAAGGCCCCCCUGCUUUUGGACUACCUGGACUGCCUGGACCAACAGGACCCCCUGGACCUAUGGGCAAUCCUGGUUCCCCUGGUUUGAAUGGUGAGAAAGGAGACCCUGGUUCCCCAGGACUUGAUAUUCCAGGCUUGCCUGGUGACCAAGGUAGGCCCGGAUUAACUGGACCUCCUGGUCCUCCUGGCCCUUCUGGGAUCCCUGGAAACCCUGGCCAAGAUGGACUACCUGGAUUACCAGGACAAAAGGGAGAAAUGGGUGUGAUGGGUGCUACAGGACCUGCUGGUAAUCCUGGCAGCCCGGGUGUUCCAGGAUUUCCUGGACCAAAAGGUGAUAAUGGUCAGUCAGGAGUGCCAGGAACCCAAGGAAGUCCAGGAUUAAAGGGAAAUAAAGGUGACCAAGGUCUAAGAGGCCCAGCUGGUUUCACCCAACCUGGUGGCUCAGAAAAAGGAGCUAAAGGAGACCCAGGAUCUCAAGGAUUUAGUGGUGCUCCAGGAGCGAAAGGUAUUCCUGGCCUUCCAGGAGACCCAGGUAUUCCUGGACAGGAUGGGCGUCCUGGGACACCUGGACCCCCAGGUCCCAAGGGAGAUCCCGGACUUCCAGGAACAUCAGGUCUCCCUGGUUCUCAAGGGCCAAAGGGUAGCAUGGGCGAGAUGGGAUUGCCUGGCCCUUCUGGAAUUAAAGGAAUCCCAGGUCAACCUGGGCGACCUGGACAGCCUGGCUCUCCAGGAACACCAGGAUUUCCAGGACAGAAAGGAGACCCUGGAACACCAGGAUUUGGGCAACCAGGAGCUCCAGGAGCCAAGGGUGAACCUGGGUCUUCUGGUGCUCCUGGAACUACAGGGCCAAAAGGUCAACAGGGGCCCCCAGGAAGUUCAGGAUUGCCUGGGAACCCUGGUCCAAAGGGUGAUCCAGGCCUCCCAGGAUUCCAAGGUGCACCUGGUGCUAUUGGCCCUAAGGGUCUGGAUGGAGUCCCUGGCCCCCCUGGUCUAGCAGGAUCACCUGGAAGGCCCGGAACCCCUGGUCCAUCUGGUCUGCCAGGUGUACCUGGAGACAAGGGUCAAGCUGGUCGUGAUGGUAUUCCUGGAUCAGCAGGAUUGAAAGGAGAACCAGGUGUACCAGGUUAUGGGAUCCCAGGUUCUUCAGGCAUUCCUGGGAUGCCAGGUCAAAAAGGUGACCCUGGUCCCCCUGGCCAGCCUGGCAGCCCUGGCUACCCUGGAACAAAGGGUGAUAUAGGAUCCCCUGGUGCAACAGGUGGCCCUGGUCUCCAAGGGCCCCCUGGUCCUCGGGGUCAGUCAAUUCCAGGGCAAAAAGGCAUCCAGGGUCCUCCUGGCCCACCAGGAAGAGUAGGCCCUGAAGGUCCUCCAGGUCCUCCUGGCCCAGAGGGUACCCGUGGACCACCAGGUUCUGGAGGAGUGAAGGGUGAGAAAGGCUACCCUGGAAACCCCGGAUUGCCUGGUACACCUGGACAGAAAGGAAACACCGGACCACCAGGUUUGAUGGGCCCUCCUGGAGCUCCUGGAAGUGUUGGGUUUAAAGGAGAUGUCGGCCUUCCGGGCGUUACAGGAUUUCCAGGACCUAAGGGACAUCCUGGUAGUGCUGGGGGUCCUGGCCUGCCUGGGGAUCCUGGUGAACCUGGUCAUCCAGGUAUUCCUGGUAAUCCAGGUCAAGCGCCAGCCCCUAUUGUGUUAAAAGGUGAAAAGGGUCUCCCUGGUCCUCCGGGACCUCCAGGAUCCCGAGGGCUCCCAGGAGAGGCAGGACGGGAGGGGGCUCAGGGUCAGUCUGGUAGUCCUGGUGAUCCAGGCCCUGAUGGACCUCCAGGAUUCAAUGGUCCACCUGGAGCGAAAGGAGAUUCGGGACCAUCUGGACAGCCGGGUCAACGGGGUUCACCUGGCCCACCUGGUCCAGAUGGGAUUCCAGGUCCUCCAGGACCUCCAGGUCUUUCAUCAGCAGCUCAUGGCUUCCUGAUUACGCGUCACAGUCAGACGACAGAUGUGCCUCAAUGCCCACCUGGCACCUCUAUCAUUUACGAUGGCUAUUCUCUGCUUUACGUACAAGGCAAUGAGAGGGCACAUGGCCAGGACCUGGGUACGGCUGGAAGUUGUCUACGUCGUUUCAGCACCAUGCCUUUCAUGUUCUGCAACAUCAACAACGUGUGCAACUUCGCUUCCCGGAAUGACUACUCCUAUUGGUUGUCUACUCCUGAACCCAUGCCCAUGAGCAUGGCUCCUAUCCAAGGAGAAAACAUUAAACCCUACAUCAGCAGAUGUGCUGUAUGUGAAGCCCCAGCUAUGGUUAUAGCAGUGCACAGUCAGACCAUCGGACUGCCAACAUGUCCGCAGUUCUGGGAGCCACUGUGGAUCGGCUAUUCCUUCAUGAUGCACACUAGUGCAGGUGCUGAGGGCUCCGGUCAGGCUUUGGCCUCGCCUGGCUCCUGUCUGGAGGAGUUUCGCUCAUCUCCUUUCAUCGAGUGUCAUGGUCGUGGAACCUGCAACUAUUAUGGCAACUCUUACAGCUUCUGGCUGGCCACAGUCGAACAGUCUGAAAUGUUCAGGAAGCCACAGUCUGAGACGCUGAAAGCAGGCAAUCUCCAGACCCGCGUAAGCCGCUGUAUUGUGUGUAUGAAGAGAACGUUAACAUAGCAAAGCAGCAAUGACCCAGCAUGUCCCCAAAUCAGGGGCGAUCACCACGGCGACUGCAACAGUUACAUCAAGAACAAGUGAAAUUCUAGUGGUGCAUUAUCUUCAAGUUCAGCUCUUUGGUGCUACUGUGCAACACAGCAAAAAACUGAAAAUUAUAUUAGUCAUUACGUUUCUUUUUUUUUUUUUCUUUUCUUUUUUUUUUUAAAGAAGUACCUCAUACAGAGACAAAUCCAACAAAAGUGCCAUGAUGGAUCAAUGUCAUAAAAGUGCAUUUUCUCCCUGCUUUUUUCCCCUGCAUUCUUUAAAAUAUUUGUUCUUCAUAGAGUUUUGGUUGGUAAGCAAGCAACACAGUUUCAGAGAGACGUGUUACCAAAUCGGCACUUUGAACAUCGAUGAAAAAAAAAAUGCACUGAAUAUUUACAUUAGUAAGACUGCAUUUUUUAUGCUUUUUUUUUCUCUUCUCUCACUUUUUUCUAUUCUAGCUUUUCUAUCGCUCUUUCUUUUCUCCCACUUCUUGGUGGUAUUAACACUGCUGUAUCCAAGAAUUUAUAACUACUAGCCUUUUCUUUUUUUGUAAGUAAUAAAAUGUGUAUAUUGUGUAAAACACCUUUUUAAUCUAAAACCUUUAAAUGGUACAUAAUAAUGAUUUUUUUUUUUUUCUGACCUGAUAAUUUAACUCUUUGGCACAUGUUCAUUCACUCACUCCAUCACUCACUCGUUCAUAUGCUCUCACUUUUCACUUACAAUAUUUGUACAAAGUAAACAUUUUAAUGAAACAGUAUUUUAUAUAAAUAUGAAUAUAAAGAGAUAUAUAGACAACUAAGCUUGAAUUGGCUGUGUAUUUUAUAAUACAGUUUCAUUUCCUCAUCAUCAGUUACAAACUACUGACUAAGAGUGGAUUUUUUUUUUUUUUUUUUGUGAUUUUUGGGAUCAUCCUUCAUCCCCUACACUAGGCAUCUACUGACGUACAUAUCAGAUGAAUCUGGUCAUUCAUUCACUUACCUUCUCUAGCUGCUACUGUAUAUGAUAGCCAGUGUCAAAGUCUUGGGAAACACUAGGUGUGAGGCUGGAAUAAGUCCUGGAUGGGUCUUUAUAGUUUUGCAUUUCCUGUGGUCAGUAGAUUUAUUUUUUAAUUACAUUCACUUCACCAUUAAUUAUUGAAAUCAUAAUAUCAGAAUAUUAGUAUUUGUUCUCCACUUAUACUACACACUAGUUUAUAGUUCAUUAUACUGUACAUGCACCAGCAUUCAAGAGCCAUUUAUUCCGUUUCUUUUAAACUGAAUUUAUCCUGAGGUGCAAGUAUGUGUAUUUUUUUCUAUCCCAAAAUAAAUAAGACUGAAACAAAAAACAAACAUGUUCACAGAUAUCUGUAGGUACAUUCAACAAAUCUAUGCCAGCAGGUUUAUGCAGUAUUCAGUGUGCCUUUAUUAUUAUUUUUUUAAAAUCUGAAGUAUGCAACGAGCAUGGCCAAUAAAGUUUUUAUGUAUUGUAAGUGUUCGUUGCCAGUGUUGCAUGUUGACUUGAAACUUUCUUAUACAUGUACUGUAUAUUGUUGACAGAAAUGUAUUUACAAUUAUGAGCCACUAGAGGGAGCAGCGCAGUAAAGGCUUUAGUCUGCCGUCGCGCGCUUCACUUUUGACCUUUAUUCUGAUUUUAAGGCUUUGCAAAUACACUUUUGUGACUAACACAG
This is a messenger RNA of Tachysurus fulvidraco (yellow catfish), 6966 nucleotides long. RefSeq names its product collagen, type IV, alpha 5 (Alport syndrome) (gene col4a5). NCBI's taxonomy places the organism in Eukaryota, Metazoa, Chordata, Actinopteri, Siluriformes, Bagridae. Gene Ontology annotation, cellular component: basement membrane; collagen trimer. Bases 207 to 5276 code for a protein of 1689 amino acids. The record is from RefSeq and is a predicted model, not a curated record. Gene Ontology annotation, molecular function: extracellular matrix structural constituent. The transcript has 52 exons.